AUAUUCAACAUGGAUCAACUAGCUAGCGCAAAUACUCAUUUUGCCCUUGAUCUCUUCCAAAAGUUGAGUGGAGCCAAUCCAACAGACAAUAUCUUCUUUUCCCCAUUGAGCAUAACCUCUGCUCUCGCCAUGGUUUACUUAGGGGCCAGAGGUAAUACAGCAACACAACUCUCAAAGACAUUUCACUUUGAUGGUGUUGAAGAUCUUCAUUCAAGAUUCCAAGCACUUGCUACUACAAUAAACCGGAGUGAUGCACCUUAUAUACUGAAGCUUGCUAAUAGGUUGUAUGGAGAGAAAAACUACUCCUUUUUGCAAGAUUUCUUGACUAGCACUCAAAAACUAUAUGGUGCAGAGUUAGCCACAGUAGACUUCCAAAAUGCUACAGAAAGCAUACGGCAGCAAAUUAACCAGUGGGUUGAAGGACAGACUGAAGGUAAAAUCCCUGAGUUGUUAUCUGAAGGCUCUAUUAAUCAAUGACCAUGUUCUGGUGAAUGCAUCUACUUUAAAGGUAGCUGGGAUGAGAAGUUUCAAGAAGAAGACACUAAAGACAUGCCUUUUGCCCUCUCCUCCAAAAGAAAGAAGAAUGUGAAGAUGAUGUUCAUGAAAAAAAAGACUUCCUAUGGUUAUAUUAAUGAAUGCAAAUGCCGAGUGCUGGAACUACCUUACAGGGAAAAAAAAUUAGCAUGAUCAUCCUGCUGGCCUGAUGACAUUGAAGAUUCCACUGGCCUGGAGCAGCUGGAGAAGCAGCUCACUUUAGCAAAGCUCCAGGAGUGGACAAAGCCAGAACGGAUGUCUUCCUACAAUGAGGUUUAUGUGCAUCUGCCUAAAUUUAAGCUGGAAGAGAGCUAUGAUCUUAAGUCGUAUUUGGUAGCACUGGGACUGCAAGACAUCUUUGACAGUGGCAAGGCAAAUUUGUCUGGGAUGUCAAGAGCCCAGGACCUCCAUGUGUCCAAAAUAGUCCACAAGUCAUUUGUGGAAGUGAAUGAAGAGGGCACAGAAGCAGCAGCAGCAACAGCCAUAAUGGUGAUGUUAUGCAGCAUGCCCAUGGAAGAAAAUUUCAAUGCUGACCAUCCCUUCCUUUUCUUUAUCCGUCAUAACCCAACAAAUAGUAUACUAUUCUUUGGGAGAUUUGCUUCUCCAUGAAAAGUAAAAUGAAUCAGAAAACCACAGCCUAGUUCUCAGAGCUGCUCCCGUCAAAAUCAAUGUCAUUUCGCUCCUGUUUUGAGAAAUGAAUGGUUCCCAGGGCAAAAAGUUUUUCACAAGCUAGCAUCAAAAAGCCCUGCUUUGUUAUCAUGAUUGUACAUCUUUGACAAUUUUUGGAACACUGUCUUCCUUGUAAAAUUAGUUGGAUGCUUACUGCUUUAAUAAAAGUUGCUUCUUGAAGCAAUGUUUCUGCAAAA
Molecule: messenger RNA, 1400 nt
Organism: Sceloporus undulatus (fence lizard)
Lineage: Eukaryota; Metazoa; Chordata; Lepidosauria; Squamata; Phrynosomatidae
Gene: SERPINB1
Product: serpin family B member 1
Biological process (GO): negative regulation of endopeptidase activity
Molecular function (GO): serine-type endopeptidase inhibitor activity
Source: RefSeq, a predicted model, not a curated record